CCCUCCCUCUCUGUCUCUAAUUGGUCAGCCUCUGACAGGAUUACACGAGUUUCCUCAAUUGAACACAGUGAAGUUUAAACGCUGAGAGACUCUGCAGACUGAAGACUGAGAAAAAAGGAAGGAAAACUCGACCACAGCUACUAUUUCUUCACUUCAUCUGAACCGACAACUGUGUCAGUCGAUCAGAUUUGUGUGUUGGACACCGGUCGACAGGUCUGCUGUGUGAACACCGGAUUAAAUGUUGUCUGUGUUGAUGGUCGCUGCUCCUCGCCCUGGAGCCUGCAACACUUAUGUGGUUUCUUAACACAAGCCCGCAUUUCAUCGAAGCUGCCCAUCAAGUUACCAGACUAUAGUUUAGACCACAAGUCGUCACGAUGACUCGGAUUUUCUGGGAUACAAUUUUCCUCAUCAGCGGUACUUUUAGUAUGUCUGUGGUACUCAAUGGUUCCCUCUUUACAUUCGGAGCAGGGCAGAGCCAUUCAACAAUUAUUGAUGCCAGUAUUUCUAUUGAUACGAACUCCACUGCUGCUCCGAACACCUCAACAAGCAGCUCUGCAGCAGCCAGCAGCAGAAGCAGCACCGCCACAACUAUCACAACUACUACUAAUGUUCCUCCGGUUAAAAAUUCCCUCUUUUCAUUUGGAGGAGGGCAGAGCAAUUCAACAAUCAUAAACACCAGCAUUUCCAUCGACACAAACUCCACCGCUGCCCCGAUCACGUCCACAAGCAGCUCUGCAGCAACCGGCAGCAGAAGCAGCUCAACAACUAUUUCAACCACCACUUCUAACAUCCUACCAGUUAAAAAGUUUGUGGCGGCGGCUGUUCGGUCUCAUUUCGAUGACUGUCCAGACUCCCACCGCCAUUUCUGCUUCCAUGGCACAUGUCGCUUCCUAAUAUUGGAGGAGACACCUGCAUGUGUAUGUCAUCAAGGCUUCGUUGGGAUGAGGUGUGAACAUGCAGACCUGCUUGCUGUGGUAGCAACCAAUCACAGACAACAGACCGUUGCCACAGUGCUGGUGUUGUGUGUGAUUGGGUGUGUCCUUAUCAUGGUGUUCUGUACACUUUUACAUUGCUGGUGGAGGCAGGACUGUCGCAGGCGGAGCUACGCACAUCACUACGUUCCAGAGAAAUCCAGCAACAUGCUGAAGCACGGAGCGUCCUGCUGUCCUUCUGAGAGUGACCCUCAGGAUUGCAUCCAAAGUGGUAUUCACAUGUUCUGAUCAAGCAGACCUGGCCAGAGGCGAAGAGGCAUUACCGUCAAUGUGGCUAAGGUAGGCCUGCUUGAUGUGGGAUGUUAAAUGUUCCGUGACAUUUUUUUUUCCUCCACUGACUGGGACUUUUGAACUGCAGCAACAUAGGAACGUGUUUACUGCACUUUUUGAUUCUGCGGGAAUACCUGCUACAAGUGUUUGAAGCUCCUGGGAUGAAGCUGCUGCCAAAUCCUUCACGGGAAGAGCUCUGUAUGUCCCGAUUUCACUGUUUACGGCCGGCCUGGAGGACAAGAUAAAUGAUCUGCAAGGCCAUUAAUCAUCCUGUGUGGAUGUUGAACAGGAGAGGUGUUUACUUUGGGCUGCGGGAGAAUCAUAAUUCAUUUGCUUAAAAGUCAGAGGACCCCGAUUCCUAUUUUCUUUGUCUUUUAAGAACUUUGCACGGCUUUCAGAACUCUUCAAGCACAGAGGACAUUUUUAAGAAAUGAUGGUGGGAGAAAACUGAUGCUUUAAAAGAAGUUUUAGUGUCUGUUUUUUUAAGAAUGAUCUCACUUCACCUGACAGAAUUAGGAAUUGCUGACUGGACUGACUACUAAUGGAUUAAGAACCCUGGAUAUAUCUGGACUUUCAUUAAUUAGACACAAAGGUUGCAGCUGAAAAUACACAAAUAUUCCAACAUGGUUUUGAUUUAAAAAAAAAAAAGAAAAAAAAAAAAAAAGUCAUCUAGAUGUUAUUUUGGAUGAUUGGGUGACUCCAGUAUUUCUACUGAAGCUAAAAUAUUUGUCAGUUUUAUUAUUUAUUCCUGAGCUGUACUUGAAUAUGUUCAUGCAUCAGAGGUUUUUCAAUUUAUGAGCAAUAACUGCACCAACACACGCACAUCCUGGGCCUCCACAUUAUUCUGUGGUACCUUUUUGUAAUAAUGCACUUUUCUGCAAGCUUGCUCACUGUUCAUAAACUCUGCACUCACUGUAGCGUCUACGUACGAGAGAUGCCAAAUACACUUGUUUCUAAAUUUGCCUGACUUAACACUGAAGGGAAGAGGUUCUUGGUUUGUACACAUCACCUAAGCAUGCAUGCACUUAAAAUCACAGCUAGUGUUUUUUUAUUUUUUAUUUUUUAAAGAGACGCAGUUUAAAUAGCUGCACAAUGUACUUUUAUUUCAAGAGUGUUGUGUUACAGCAUUGCUUUGAAUUUGAAUACUUUUUAAAGAGAAAAGAAAAGCCUCUGCAGGUAAGUUUAAAACAAAAUAUAAAAAUUUUUCUUACAAAACUAUAAUGGUGAAGGAAUACAAACUAAUAAUUAUAAAACUGACUUGGGUAAAAGGCGUGUGCGCGUUAAGGAAAAGGACAAACAAUUGUUCAGGAUGUGGCAGCUUCUACCAUGAAAUGAUGUGUGAUGGUAUUUACAUGCCAAAAGAUUCUGAGGGCGAUGAUACACUUGUCUUUGUUUACAGCGUCUGAUGAUAUUUGCAUUGCAGGAUAUGUGUUAAUGUCUGUUAUUGCAGCAUUGUUGUGUAAAUAUCAAAAACGCACAGAAAUAUUGUAUGUGUGUGUGUAUAUAUACAGUGUCAUUACAAUAAUAAGGGGAUCCUACUGAUGAUUAACCCUUUGUCACAUUUAUUUUGUCACAAUUGGAAGGCCUCUUGUUAUCUUUAUUUGUUUUCCAAUGAAGAAUAAAUAUGCA
Thunnus maccoyii (southern bluefin tuna) is the source of this 2891-nucleotide messenger RNA. RefSeq names its product transforming growth factor, alpha (gene tgfa). Gene Ontology annotation, biological process: positive regulation of mitotic nuclear division; positive regulation of cell population proliferation; epidermal growth factor receptor signaling pathway. The coding region runs from base 375 to 1220 and encodes 281 amino acids. The transcript has 8 exons. NCBI's taxonomy places the organism in Eukaryota, Metazoa, Chordata, Actinopteri, Scombriformes, Scombridae. The record is from RefSeq and is a predicted model, not a curated record.